AUGGCUGCACACAAUCUCCACCCGGGGAAGCGACUCCCCGCCCCCGCCGUCCAUUCCUACUCGACAUCCCAAUCUCAGCCUUCUUCUCUGGUUGAUAGAAUCACGUCAAAGCCCUUUUCUUCGCGCUCCCGUCUCCGAAUAUCACUUGCAUUUAACUAUUCCAAUCUCUACCGCUUUCUAAUCGUCAUCGGCUUGCUCUCUACAGCUUCUUUUCUGCUUUCUCAUUACUCUUCCUACAUUCUAUCAGAGCCCUCCCUUUUCAUCCCGUCACUUCUUCAUUUGUCACAACAUACUCGCCGCGUUGCGAAAAGGACUCUUCGGCUCUACCAACGCCAGCUCCAUUUGCAUCCACUCUUGUCUAGAGCUAUUACUGCCGGUGUCAUUUUCUUUAUUGCCGACUUCCUCGCUCAGGUUCUCAACCGCCGCGCAAACCCGAAACCCCCAGCCUUCUCGUUCACUCGCCUACUCCGCUACACAGUUUAUGGUCUCAUCGCGAUGGGUCCGUUUUUGUACCUGUGGUACGCCUUGAUGAAUGAGUAUGGACCCGAAGAUGACAUUUCUGGUUCUUUGAUCAAAUGCAUCUUUGAACAAAUCACGCUGGAACCUAUCUGUAUUUCUAUGUACAUUAUCUAUGAUGGCUUUGUCUGCCGCCGCGGUUGGAGCCCCGUUCGCAAGGCACUUGACGCCCAAUUCUUUCCGCUCUGGUUCAAGAACGCUGUUUUUUGGCUCCCUGCAAAUUUUGCUAAUUACUACAUCGGCACUCCAGAUCUUAGAGUCGUCUUUGCGAACCUCUGUUCCCUGUUUUGGAAUAUUUACUUUUCGAGCAAGGUCAACAAGAUGUCUGUUCCUUCCUUUGUCCCCCAUGAUGAUAAGGACUCAAAAUAUUUGCAGCUUUCGAGUCAUGACCGACAACAAGUUAUUUCAAAAGCUGGGGCAUAUCAAACGCCACCCGACGCCCAUGUUCGACGUGUAGGAGAUCUCAUCUCCAGUCCUAGGGUACCGUUACUACCUGUCUAG
Messenger RNA from Chondrus crispus (carragheen), 1017 nucleotides. RefSeq lists its product as hypothetical. The transcript has a single exon. NCBI's taxonomy places the organism in Eukaryota, Rhodophyta, Florideophyceae, Gigartinales, Gigartinaceae. The record is from RefSeq and is a predicted model, not a curated record. The coding region runs from base 1 to 1017 and encodes 338 amino acids. Gene Ontology annotation, cellular component: membrane; cytoplasm.